AUUAAUAAUAUAAAAUAUUCUAAUUGGUUUAAUUCAUUUUUUUUUUUAUUUUUAAUAAUAAUAAUAAAUUUUUUUUUUAUAAUUUAUUUUAUUAUAAAUGAUAUAGUAAUUUUAAUAGAGUGAGAAAUUAUUUCUUUUAAUUCAUUAAGAAUUGUAAUAUCUAUUUUAUUAGAUUGAAUAUCUUUAUUAUUUAUAAUAUUUGUUUUUUUAAUUUCUUCUGUUGUUAUUUAUUAUAGAAAAAGAUAUAUAAGAUCGGAAUUAAAUUUAAGUCGAUUUAUUAUUUUGGUUUUAUUAUUUGUUUUUUCUAUAAUAUUAUUAAUUAUUAGACCAAAUAUUAUUAGUAUUUUAUUGGGUUGAGAUGGUUUAGGUUUAGUUUCUUAUUGUUUAGUAAUUUAUUAUCAAAAUUUAAAAUCUUAUAAUGCUGGUAUAUUAACAGCUUUAUCUAAUCGUGUAGGUGAUGUAUUUAUUUUGAUUGUAAUUUCUUGAAUAUUGAAUUAUGGUAGAUGAAAUUAUGUUUUUUAUUUAGAGUUUAUAAAUAAUGAUUGAGAAAUAAUAAUAAUUGGUAGAAUAAUUAUUAUAGCUGCUAUAACUAAAAGUGCUCAAAUUCCUUUUAGAUCUUGAUUACCAGCUGCUAUAGCUGCUCCCACUCCUGUUUCAGCUUUAGUUCAUUCUUCUACUUUAGUGACAGCGGGGGUUUAUUUAUUAAUUCGAUUUAAUAUAAUAUUAUUAGAUAUAUUUUUUUUAAAGUUAUUAUUAUUAUUAUCAGGUUUAACUAUAUUUAUAGCGGGAAUUUCUGCUAAUUAUGAAUUUGAUUUAAAAAAAAUUAUUGCUUUAUCAACAUUAAGACAAUUAGGUUUAAUAAUAAGAAUUUUAAGAAUAGGAUUACCUGAUUUAGCUUUUUUUCAUUUAUUAACUCAUGCUAUAUUUAAAGCUUUAUUAUUUAUAUGUGCAGGUAUUAUUAUUCAUAUAAUAAAUGAUAUUCAAGAUAUUCGUUUUAUAGGGGGAAUUGGAGUAUAUAUUCCUUUAACUUCUUUAUGUAUAAAUAUUUCUAAUAUAGCUUUAUGUGGAAUUCCAUUUUUAGCUGGUUUUUAUUCUAAGGAUUUAAUUUUAGAGUUAGUUAGAUUUAGAAAUUUAAAUUUAUUAAUUUUUUUUUUAUAUUAUAUUUCCACUGGUUUAACAAUAUUUUAUAGAUUUCGUUUAAUAAUAUAUUUAAUAGUAAAUGAUUUUAAUUUAUUAAGAAUUUAUAAUUUAUAUGAUGAAGAUUAUGUUAUAUUAAAAAGAAUAUUUAUUUUAUUGUUUAUAAGAAUUAUUAGAGGUAGAUUUUUAAGUUGAAUAAUUUUUUCUUAUCCUUAUAUAAUUUAUUUACCUUUUAAUUUAAAAAUAAUGGUUAUUUAUGUUAGAUUAAUUGGUGGAGUUUUAGGUUAUUUUAUUAGAAAUAUAAAAAUUUAUUCAAUAAAUAAAUUUAAAAUAACUUAUACUUUAAGAAAUUUUUUAUGUUUAAUAUGAUUUAUACCUAAUUUAUCAACUUAUGGGUUAAGAUAUCAUUUUCUUAAUUUAGGUCAAUAUUUGUUAAAAAAUAUUGAUAUAGGGUGAAGAGAAAUUUAUAGAGGUUUUGGUAUAAUACAAUUAAUAAAAAAAUAUUCUGUUUUAUAUAAUGUUUAUCAAAUAAAUAAUUUUAUAAUUUAUUUAUUUAGAUUUAUUAUUUGAAUAUUUAUUAUAUUUAUAGUAUUAAUAUUUAAUAUUUAA
Molecule: messenger RNA, 1746 nt
Organism: Spodoptera litura
Lineage: Eukaryota; Metazoa; Arthropoda; Insecta; Lepidoptera; Noctuidae
Source: the annotation of a RefSeq genome assembly